This is a messenger RNA of Chrysoperla carnea, 3168 nucleotides long. RefSeq names its product echinoderm microtubule-associated protein-like 2. The transcript is spliced from 13 exons. The coding region runs from base 32 to 2815 and encodes 927 amino acids. NCBI's taxonomy places the organism in Eukaryota, Metazoa, Arthropoda, Insecta, Neuroptera, Chrysopidae. Gene Ontology annotation, molecular function: microtubule binding. The record is from RefSeq and is a predicted model, not a curated record. Gene Ontology annotation, biological process: microtubule cytoskeleton organization. Gene Ontology annotation, cellular component: mitotic spindle.
UAAAAAAAAUAAAAAGCAAUAACUGAGAGACAUGAGUGAUACAACAGGAGAUGAUGAUGAUGCAUUAGACAUACGAGAACGUAAUGAAUCGUUAUUGGAUAGUCCACGGGUAUCGGUGGGUUUAUCACCCGUACGCCAUAUGCCUGGUAUCAUGGAAUCACCCGCUGAUACUCUGGACGAUGAUGCAUACAAUGCAUGGAAUGAGAUGCUUGAAACGGAAGGUGCCAGUUUAGCUGGUCGUGUUCAUGAAUUAGAACGUAAAGUGCUUGAACAAGGUGAUGAAAUUGUAUGUUUAAGAGCCACGUUAGCAGAUGCAUUACGACGUUUAACAUUAUUAGAAAAUACAAAACCACAGACGCCAUUACAUCAAAGAAAUGGUACAACAUCAUCUGCUUCGACUGGUGCUCUUUCAUCAGGACAUCGACCACAAACAGCCUACGAUAAAGACUCGAAUCGCACACGACCAACAGUUGUAUAUCGCAACAAUCAAACAUUAGACGCUAAAGAUUCGUUAAAACGUGCAUCAAGUUAUGUUCCCUCAUCGUUACCACAACGUCGUGCCGUACAUUAUCAAUCGACUGGUUCCUUACAUUCCGAUAGUCCAAGUUCUAGCAGUGUUUCUCCAGUGCCAUCACCAUCACCACGAGCAACUCCAUUACCAAAACAAGGUGGUACACCACAACAGCGCGCUGUAGCAUCCGCAUCGAAUUUACAUCUUGCGAAAAGAUGGACAUCGGUUGGUGAUUUUAAUCAUGCACAAGGAAAUGGUUAUACAUCGUCAGUUAGUAGCAGUCCAGUACAAUCCAGAUUUUCCACAAAAUCGCUGCUAAACCUUUAUUCUAAACCUAGUCAGAGCCCGUCCAAUAUGAAACAUGGUACAAAAGAUGCAACAUGGAACGAAGAAGAAGGUACCGUUCGAAUGUUUUUACGAGGUCGUCCCAUAGUACUCCAUUCACCAUCCAGUGAAAUGGAUACUUAUGAUAUUACAAAAGUUGCUACUGCUCCAACUACCAAAUUAAAAUUGAGUUGGGUGUAUGGAUAUCGUGGAAGAGAUUGCCGAUCUAAUUUAUAUCUAUUGCCAACUGGUGAAAUUGUUUAUUUUGUUGCUGCUGUUGUUAUUCUGUAUAAUGUUGAGGAGCAAUGUCAACGUCAUUACAUUGGGCACACCGAUGAUGUUAAAAGUUUGGCGAUACACCCAAAUAAAUUAUUGGUUGCAUCUGGACAAUGUGCUGGUCAUGACAAAAGGGAGGCACGGCCGCAUAUUCGAAUUUGGAAUUCUGUUAGUUUAACAACAAUGUCAAUAAUUAUUGGUGAUUUCGAAAAAUCGAUUUGCUGUUUAUCGUUCAGUAAAGCUGAUGGUGGUGUUUUAUUAACUGCAAUUGAUGAAUCUCCCGAUCAUAAUAUUUCUGUAUGGGAUUGGCAAAAAGGUGAACAUGGUGUUAAAAUUACAGAAACUAAGUGUUCCGUCGAUACAGUUGUUGCUGCCGAAUUCCAUCCAUUAGAUCGUAAUGUAAUUAUAACAUGUGGUAAAUCUCAUAUUAGUUUUUGGACAUUAGACAAUGGUGGUACAUUAUACAAGCGUAUGGGUAUUUUUGAAAAUCGUGAUAAACCAAAAUAUGUGACAUGUGUUGCAUUCACUGAAAUGGGUGAUGUAAUUACCGGUGACUCGAAUGGAAAUAUAAUUGUAUGGGGACGUGGUACAAAUACUAUUACAAAAUUAAUUAAAAAUGUUCAUGAAGGUUCGAUAUUCUCAUUGUGUGUCACUAAAGAAGGUGCCAUUAUUUCUGGGGGUGGUAAAGAUGGAAGACUGAUACAAUUUGAUUCUAAUUUAAAUAGAACUGGUCAAGAAGCACAAAUUGAAUUACAUUUUGGCGGAAUACGUGUAAUUUCUGAGGGGCGUGGAUCUCAAUUAUUAAUUGGCACCACAAGAAACUGUAUAUUAACAGGUGCCAUUGGUCUUGGUUUCCAACCGGCGGUACUUGGACAUGCUGAUGAAUUAUGGGGCUUAGCAACACAUCCGUCGUUACCUCAGUUCGCCACAGCUGGUAUGGAUCGAUUACUUCAAAUGUGGGAUUCCAUGUCACAUAGUGUUGUUUGGAGUAAAGAUAUUGGGGAACAAGCACAAUCUGUAGCAUUUUCUGCAGAUGGUGGAGUAGUUUUGGUUGGUUGUAUUUCUGGUCGUUGGUUAGUUUUCGAUUCUCAAACACGAGAUUUACUUGGACAACAUACAGAUGGUGCUGAACCAAUACAAGUAAUGAGAUUCUCACCUGAUGGCAAAAUGUUAGCAAUUGGUUCACGUGAUAAUUAUAUUUAUAUAUAUCAAGUAUCAGAUGACGGAAGACGGUAUAAUCGUGUAGGCAGAUGUAUGGGUCAUUCCAGUUUUAUAACACAUCUAGAUUGGUCAGCAGACAGCCAAUAUCUUAGAAGUAAUUCCGGGGACUAUGAACUUUUAUAUUGGAAUGCUUCAACAUGCAGACAAAUUCCACAAAGUGCUACAAUGCGUGAUGUUCAAUGGACUACAAAUAAUUGUACAUUAACAUUCCAAACAAUUGGUAUUUGGCCAGAAGGUGCCGAUGGUACUGAUGUUAAUCAUUGUGAUAGAAGUAAUGAUCAAAAGUUAGUCGCAACGGCUGAUGAUUUUGGAAAAGUGAAAUUAUAUUCAUAUCCAGUUUCUCAACCACGAUCACUUUGUCAUUCGUAUGAUGGCCAUAGCAGUCAUGUAACAAAUGUAUCAUUUUUAUACGAUGAUACCCGUUUAAUAUCAACUGGUGGCAUGGACACCAGUGUCAUGCAAUGGACUGUGUAUAAAUAUUAAGGCUUUAUUAUUAAUAUUAUUUGUAACAAUUAUACAUAUUUAUAUAUCGUAAUAUAUAUAAUAAUUAUUAUUAUAUUGAAUUUAUCAAAUAUUUUUAUAAAAUAUUAUACUUUUUUUUUUUCAUAUUUAACUCUGAGAAAGCAGUGAUUUCAAAUUAAUUGAGAUACCGUGGCCCAUAACCUAUUACCGCAUUUUUAAUUAUAAACCAUUUUUCUUGUCUCAAACAAGUCUUUGAAACUCUGUUAAUGAUCAGUAAUUGAUAAUGACAAUAGGUUAUGGGCUACAUAAAAUUUGUAAUAAUGCAUUACAUAAUAUUAAGUUGGUAAUCGUUUUUCAUCAUUUCAAUAAUAAUU